This is a messenger RNA of Aspergillus candidus, 2250 nucleotides long. Its product is annotated as P-loop containing nucleoside triphosphate hydrolase protein. The coding region runs from base 1 to 2250 and encodes 749 amino acids. Gene Ontology annotation, cellular component: membrane. Gene Ontology annotation, molecular function: ABC-type transporter activity; ATP hydrolysis activity; ATP binding. NCBI's taxonomy places the organism in Eukaryota, Fungi, Ascomycota, Eurotiomycetes, Eurotiales, Aspergillaceae. The record is from RefSeq and is a predicted model, not a curated record. The transcript is spliced from 10 exons.
AUGGCGUCGUGUGCCUCCGGUGGUGAUCCAAUCCCUCUCACACUACAGGAUAUCUGCUUGGAUGGCUUCUACUGUCCGAAUAACACGGCCAAUCACCCCCCGCAACUAUGUCCUCCGACGCCGGAGUGUUUGUUAAACAAGCUACAGAUGGAACACAAUGUGUGCCCAUCAUCCCAGGGCAUUUACGAGCCGUCCGCCUGCCAGGCGGGCCACUAUUGCCCCCCCGGGGGUCGGGAGCAGAUCCGGUGUCCCGCCGGGCAUUACUGUCCGUUGGGCGCGAGAAGGCCGGUGCAGUGUCUCGCCCUGUCGUAUUGUCCCGAGGGCAGCGGUCGGGAGGUGCCGUUUCUCGGGAUCUUGUGCUGCGCUUUGAUCGACUUGGCGCUGGUUAUUCUCACCGUGUGGCCGCGUCUGAGAAAGCGGGUUUCGCGUCGGCCGUGGAGGGAAAAGUCGGAUGCACGGGUCGAGACCGGGCUGGAGAUGCAAUCUGCUGGCCUUCUGAGUGGAGCAUACCUUUGCGGUUUGGAGGGAGAUGGAACGGACUGUGAUGACGCUGAUGAUCAAUAUGACGAGAGGUCAAGCGCCGGGCUGCAGAUCGAGUUCAGAGACGUGAUCGUUCGCAAUCCACAGACGGGGGGCACCAUUCUGGACGGCGUCAGCGGUGUUGCGGCGCAGGCCUCCCUCCUUGGGGUCCUAGGUCCCUCAGGAUCGGGGAAGACUACCUUGGUCCAUGUGCUGACCGGCCGCGUCAAGGCGACGUCGGCAUCAGUGCUCUGGGAUGGGGUCGAGCAAGACCUGACCCAGCCCCGGGCCACUCGCGGUCUCGUCAAGUUUGUGGCCCAAGAUGAUGUGGUCCACCCGAACCUCACUGUCUGGGAGAAUGUCCUUCACUCGGCCCGGAUUCACCUGGGAGGAUCCCGGACGAACCGGGAGAUCGCCCGCCACACGCAGCGGGUCAUCGACCGCCUGCAACUGACGGGGGUUCGGAAUAGCAUCGUCGGGGAUGGCCACCGGCGGGGCGUCUCGGGAGGCGAACGCAAACGGGUCAGUAUCGCACUGGAACUGGCGGCCUUGUCGAUCAUCCAGCUCCUGAAGCGGCUGACCACCAAGGGCAUCACGGUAAUCUGUGUCAUCCAUCAGCCGCGCGUUGAGAUCUUCGAGUCUCUCGAUGCGAUCCUCGUCUUGCAGUCGGGCCGCUCCCUGUACUCCGGUCCCGCGCAGGGAAUCCAACCCCAUUUCGAACACCUGGGCUACGAGUUCGACCCCCGACACAAUCCAGCGGAUGUCAUCUUGGACAUCGCCGCCGGCCAGCUCCAGCCCCAGAUCGCUCGACCCGCGAAGUCUGCGACGGGCGGCGACCUGCCGAAAGUCGCCCAAGGGCCCCAGCGGCUGGGCCCGGGUCGCAUGGCGCCCUGGCAUCGACAGGUCGUCUUCUGUUUCCAGCGGGAUGUGAAGCAGCAGGCCCGACGACUCGAUCUCUUCUGGACAGAAAUCGCCGCGGGCGCGGUGACCGGAUUGCUGUUAGGGCUCGCGGCGUCCGAGGUUCGCGGCCAGCUCUUCCAGGGGAUGUAUCACCCCCCGUUUCAUUUCCUUUCGAGCGCGGUGAAUUACUUCUCCAUGCCCAAUGUAGCCAUGUUCAGCUGCUUCUGCAUCGCAUUUUCCAGCGCCGCACCGAGUGUGGCGGUCUUCGGGGAAGAAGCUAUCCUCGCGAACCGAGAAUCGAAGGCGGGGCACUCCGAGAGUGCGUAUUUUAUGGCCAAGGUUCUAUCGAGCCUGCUCCGGAUGGCACUGUGCGCUCUUCACCAUACCUCGGCUUACGUGGUGCUGGGCACACCGGCGGUUCCCUUUGGCGUCCUGCUUGGUCUUAACUAUGUCUUCUUCUACUGUAUCUAUGGCAUCGGAGCCUUGAUCGUCUCCCUGACGAGCCGUGAAGCCGCCCCCCUGGUUUGUUUGAUGAGCACACUCAUUGUCUCCGUCUUAUCCGGCUGCCAGCCCCGUCUGGCCUCGGCAAGACGCUGGCAUCUGACCUGGUUGUGGUACAUGCUACCAGGGACGUGGUAUGCAGAGGCCUAUAUCAGCGUGCACAUCACCCCGCUGGCCUAUCUGUACGACACCCAGGCGGCAGCGCAGUACAUGGGGUACACGUUCGGUCGACUGGGGCUCGAUGUGGGAGUUGCGUUAUUGAUCGGAACGGCAUAUCGGAUGCUAGGCUGCCUGUUGAUAACCCUCCGGGCUCGAACCGGAUGGUGGUAG